Messenger RNA from Plodia interpunctella (Indianmeal moth), 1160 nucleotides. It is a transcript of the gene Nse4, whose product is annotated as Non-SMC element 4. The coding region runs from base 214 to 1086 and encodes 290 amino acids. The transcript has 7 exons. NCBI's taxonomy places the organism in Eukaryota, Metazoa, Arthropoda, Insecta, Lepidoptera, Pyralidae. Gene Ontology annotation, biological process: DNA repair. The record is from RefSeq and is a predicted model, not a curated record. Gene Ontology annotation, cellular component: Smc5-Smc6 complex; nucleus.
CAAACAAAAUUAACGUCAACCCUUUGCCUCCUCAAUAAAACGAGGGAAUAAACAAAAAAAAAAUUAACGUCAAAGUCAGCUCAACACAAUGUUUUGUUUCGAGUUGAGCGGUAGUAUUUGCUUGCGCUACCUAUUUGUUUAUGGACGAAUACAAUUUCCCGGUACAGUACAGAAAAGAAUAAAUUACUAUUGGUGUCGUGUGUUUUAAUCAAAAUGUCCCGAAGGAACGGUACAAUUCAGGGAUCCCGAAGUACUAGACAAAGUAUGACUACUAGCCACGACAGGAAACUUAGGUAUCGCGCCCUUUUGGAAGAUCUUACCACAAUCGAUGAUGGCAGCACAAAUAUGGAAUGUAUGGAAAGGACAGCCAAUGCUGUACAAGAGGCUCAAUCGCUAUUGGCUGAGGGCAGCAUAGAGGAGAGAGCUCGACAUCCAGGUGAAAGCUACUUAGACUCCCGAGUACUGAAGGCAACCAGUGAUUUAGCAGUGCGAUGUUCAGAGGCAGUGAGCGGCAAUGCAAAUGUUUAUGAUAGGCACGAAUUGGCAAAGCAUAUGCGCGAGAACCCCCAGUUCUGGAGCGUGGAGUUCCCGCGCGCGGCGCCGAGCGCGCCGUUCCUGUUCGGCGCGUUCUCGGCGUCGGCGCCGGCGCAGCGCCCGCGCGCCCGUCGCGCCCGUCGCGCCCGACUCCCGAACGCCGCCUUGAAAGCGCCCGAGAAUGUUGACAAAUUGGAAAAAACCGAAGAGGGUUCGGAAAUGGUCAGCCGCGUGAACCGGUUCAUCACGAAGAGUUACCGCAACAGCGGCCGCCCGCUGAGCUACUUCCACGUGGUGCUGGACCCGGCCAGCUUCUCCAGAACCGUGGAGAACGUCUACCACGUCUCCUUCCUAGUCAAGGAUGGCCUGGUCUCCGUGCAGCUGGACGAAGAGCACGGACUGCCGUUCAUAACGCCAGUGGACCAGACGCAGCGGGAGCGACACAACCUGUCUGAUGAGAACCAGUUCAUCGUCUCCAUCGACAUGCAGCGGUGGCAGGACAUGAUAGAGGCGUUCCGGAUUAAAGAGCCGAUGAUGGUGAUAAAACGCUAAUCAACUAUAAUAUGACAAUUAUGAUUAUUGUGCUGUGAUUGUUGUUAAUUAAGAAAUAAAACCGUUGAUUUUUG